Molecule: messenger RNA, 1912 nt
Organism: Xenopus tropicalis (tropical clawed frog)
Lineage: Eukaryota; Metazoa; Chordata; Amphibia; Anura; Pipidae
Product: protein kinase C theta type-like
Exons: 9
Coding region: 148-1260 (370 amino acids)
Molecular function (GO): protein kinase activity; kinase activity; ATP binding
Source: RefSeq, a predicted model, not a curated record
CUGGUGCGAUUUGAGAGAGAUUUCGGUGCGAUUUGGAUUUUCGGAGAGUUCGAGAGCGCUUUUUUGGGAUCCCCCAACAAAAGCAUUUUUUUCUGCAGGUAUUCCAGGUGGAGGAAAGUGCUUUUAAGCAUAUUCUCCACCCCAAACAUGGAGUCUGUCUCCAAGAAGAGAAGAAGACAACAAGAGACAACUAUGGAAGAAGAGAUUAAGAGGAAGAAGAUGAAACUUCUGGACAGCCAGGAAAGAACAGAAGAAAGAAGAAGCCAGGAGAGACAGCCCAUUCAAGCUGAGCGUCUACCGGAACACAUUAUUACCAACUAUGAGUUCCACUCGAUUCUUGGCCGAGGCAGGUUUGGCAAGGUUUUUUUGGCUUCCAUAACCACGAAGAAAGAUCGCGUGGCUGUAAAAGUCAUCAGGAAGACACCUAAGGACGAGGAGAAGGACAUGAUAGAGAAGGAGGCCAGAAUCCUGAAGGUUGCUUGCGGCAGUCCAUUCUUGUGCCGUGGUCAUGCAGCCUUCCAGACCAAACAAUAUGCUUUUCUGGUGAUGGAGUAUGCAGGCGGAGGCAGCCUCAGCAAUCUGCUGGGCAUCAAGCACCAUCUGAAAAAAAGACAUGUCAUCUUUUACUCUGCAGAACUGAUUUGUGGUCUUCAGUAUCUCCAUUCUCUAGGUAUCAUCCAUCGAGAUCUUAAGCCAGACAACAUCCUGCUUACCAGUGACGGACACAUAAAAAUUGCUGAUUUUGGCAUCGCAGCAGAAGGAGUUUUUGGCCACAAGACCAUCCGUGGGAAAACUGGAACAUGCUGGUACAUGGCCCCAGAGAUUCUUGGUAACAAGAAAUACAACGCGGCAGUAGACUGGUGGUCAUUAGGGAUAAUACUCAGUGAAAUGGCCACUGGAAGAUCCCCAUUUGAUGACCACUACCACCAACAGGAUGUGAGAAGUUCCAUCCUCACUGAGAAGCCGGUGUUUCCUGAGGGGAUGAGCACAACAUUGCAAGAUCUCCUGCAGAAGCUUCUGAAGAAACAGCCGCACAAACGUCUUGGGGUGAAUGGAAAUAUAAGGGAACAUUCACUCUAUAGGAAAACUAACUGGGAAGACGUUGAAAGGCAAAGGAUUUCACCACCAAUUAGAUUUGAAGCUGAUUGCUGUGACUUUAUAAGUACCGACCUGCCAUUCCUGAAUGGCAACACCGCUGUGGAUUCAGAUGACUGCAUUCUCGAAUGCUUUACAUUUGUGAAUCCCAGCUGGCAGGAGUGAGUAAGUAUGUGCUGCCAUGACUUGGCUACUGACAUCUAGCUGGUCAUUCACCUGGCACCUUUAAGUCAUUCAGCACACUGGCUAGCUUCUCAACCAUUUUGUCUGCCCUUACCACCCUCUGUGUUGUCCACUUGCUCACCAGAAAUUUACCAACACCUACUCAAGCCCGUCUUUAGCAUGGCAUGGUACCUGAUGCACUUAAUCAUUCAAAUGCAUUUUUUAUCUGUGUCCAUCAAAGUCUACAUCACAUGACCAUACAAAGUGGCUUUAUCUCUGCCACUACUAUCUGCAAAAGUGACUGGACCACUAAGGAUAUUUGCCCCAUGGUUACACACAUGUCCAUACCACUGCCUGCCCCUCUAGACCAUGCUGCCACUUGUUCCUACUGACGGGAUCACUGCCUGCUUGAUCCUACCUGUUCCAUCUAGCGAUAUCACUGCCUUUUUCAUUAGACUUUACCUGCUCCACCUGGUUCUACCAUCAUUGGCCUUACCACCAAAAACAGCACCUUAUUUAAAAAUCACUAUUUUUGCUGAUUAAACAUUCUGUGCAGUUGUCCCCACUUCUGAUGAGGGGCCAUGUCCUUGGUAAGCCUUUGGGAUAAGGGGUAAUUUUUAAGUGGCUUGCAUAAGAAUCAUAAGACACUGCAUAU